This is a messenger RNA of Anopheles maculipalpis, 3594 nucleotides long. RefSeq names its product pyruvate carboxylase, mitochondrial (gene PCB). The coding region runs from base 4 to 3594 and encodes 1196 amino acids. The transcript is spliced from 7 exons. NCBI's taxonomy places the organism in Eukaryota, Metazoa, Arthropoda, Insecta, Diptera, Culicidae. Gene Ontology annotation, cellular component: cytoplasm. The record is from RefSeq and is a predicted model, not a curated record. Gene Ontology annotation, molecular function: metal ion binding; ATP binding; pyruvate carboxylase activity. Gene Ontology annotation, biological process: gluconeogenesis; pyruvate metabolic process.
AAGAUGCAGCUGUUUAGUGCUCAACUCGCCGUAGCCGGGCUGCGCCGAUCCAAUCGGGCCCGGUUGUGGGCAGUCAGUAAGAAUGGUUUUGCAAGCCAAGUCGAGUACAAACCCAUACGAUCCGUGCUGGUUGCGAAUCGAGGUGAAAUUGCCAUCCGAGUGUUUCGUGCCUGCACGGAGCUCGGAAUCCGGUCCGUUGCCGUAUACUCCGAACAGGACAAAAUGCACAUGCACCGUCAGAAGGCGGACGAAUCGUAUAUGGUGGGAAAGGGGCUGGCCCCCGUGGAAGCGUACCUGAACAUUCCGGAAAUUAUUCGAGUGUGCAAGGAAAAUGAUGUCGAUGCUGUCCAUCCUGGGUAUGGAUUUUUGUCCGAACGAUCCGACUUUGCCCAGGCUGUCAUCGAUGCAGGAUUGCGGUUCAUUGGCCCGUCGCCACAUGUUGUGCAGCAGAUGGGCGAUAAGGUGGCUGCACGUAAAGCUGCCAUCGAAGCGGGAGUUCCCAUCGUACCCGGCACAGACGGACCCGUCACUACCAAAGACGAGGCCGUAGAGUUUUGCCGCAAGCAUGGUCUACCCGUCAUUUUCAAAGCGGCGUACGGUGGCGGUGGUCGUGGCAUGCGCGUGGUUCGUAAAAUGGACGAAGUAGAAGACAACUUCAUGCGUGCCAGCUCGGAGGCAAAAGCCGCAUUCGGCAACGGGGCAAUGUUUAUCGAAAAGUUCAUUGAGCGUCCGCGCCACAUCGAAGUACAGCUGCUUGGCGACAAGGCAGGAAACGUCGUUCAUCUUUAUGAGCGUGAUUGUUCCGUACAGCGACGUCACCAGAAGGUGGUUGAAAUCGCUCCAGCACCACGUCUGCCCAUCGAAGUACGGGACAAAAUGACAGAGUACGCCGUCCGGUUGGCGCGUCACGUGGGCUAUGAAAACGCAGGCACGGUCGAAUUCCUGUGCGACGAAUCGGGCAACUUUUACUUCAUCGAAGUCAAUGCUCGACUGCAGGUGGAGCACACCGUGACUGAGGAAAUUACCGGUAUCGAUCUGGUACAGUCACAGAUUCGGGUUGCGGAAGGUAUGACCCUUCCGGAACUUGGCUACACACAGGAAAACAUUAAACCACAGGGAUACGCCAUUCAGUGUCGUGUGACGACGGAAGAUCCGGCCAAUGACUUCCAGCCUAAUACGGGUCGUCUGGAGGUGUUCCGCUCCGGUGAAGGUAUGGGCAUUCGGUUAGACAGUGCGUCAGCGUAUGCCGGUGCCAUAAUUUCACCGUACUACGAUUCACUGUUGGUGAAAGUCAUCUCACAUGCCUCCGAUCUACAGUCGUCUGCUGCAAAGAUGAACCGUGCACUGCGCGAGUUCCGUAUCCGUGGCGUUAAAACAAACAUUCCGUUCCUGCUCAAUGUGCUUGAAAAUCAAAAAUUCCUGAACGGCGUCCUGGACACAUACUUUAUCGAUGAACAUCCACAGCUGUUCCGUUUUGCUAAAUCGAAAAACCGCGCCCAGAAGCUGUUAAACUACCUGGGAGAGGUUCUGGUAAAUGGGCCGACUACGCCAUUAGCCACGAAGCUAAAGCCCGCUGAAGUGCAGCCACACGUGCCACAGCUGCCAUUGGAUCUCUCACCGGAGGCACUCGCCGAUGAAGAAGAGGGUACAAGAAAAGUUACAGAGCCACCGCGUGGUUUCAAACAAAUUCUGCAAGAGCAAGGCCCGGAAGGAUUCGCCAAAGCGGUGCGGAAGCAGAAAGGCCUUCUCCUCAUGGACACAACGUUCCGCGAUGCGCAUCAAUCGCUGCUGGCCACCCGUGUACGAACGCACGAUCUGUUAAAAAUUUCCCCAUUUGUGGCACACAAAUUUAACAACCUUUACUCACUCGAAAACUGGGGUGGUGCUACGUUUGACGUAGCGCUCCGUUUCUUGCACGAGUGCCCGUGGGAACGGUUGGAGGAAAUGCGCAAGCAGAUUCCCAACAUUCCCUUCCAGAUGUUGUUGCGCGGUGCGAAUGCCGUCGGAUAUACCAACUAUCCCGACAAUGUGGUGUACAAGUUCUGUGAAUUGUCGGUACAAUGUGGAAUGGACAUCUUCCGAGUGUUCGACUCGCUAAACUAUUUGCCAAACUUGAUCCUCGGUAUGGAAGCGGCCGGUAAUGCUGGUGGUGUAGUGGAAGCCGCCAUCUCGUACACUGGAGAUGUGAGCGAUCCGAAGAAGACAAAGUACGAUCUGAAAUAUUACACCAACCUGGCGGAUGAGCUGGUCAAGGCAGGAACACACGUGCUCUGUAUCAAGGAUAUGGCUGGAUUGCUAAAACCCCAGGCAGCCCGACUACUUAUUACGGCUAUUCGCGAGAAACAUCCGGAUGUACCGAUUCAUAUUCACACGCACGAUACCUCUGGAGCGGGUGUGGCUUCGAUGCUUGCUUGUGCCGAGGCCGGAGCAGAUGUAGUUGACGUAGCGGUCGACUCCAUGUCGGGCAUGACUUCCCAGCCUAGCAUGGGAGCGGUGGUUGCGUCACUUCAGGGCACUAAUCUCGAUACUGGGCUAGGUUUGCCGGACAUAAGCGAAUACUCUGCCUAUUGGGAGCAAACGCGUACACUUUACGCUCCCUUCGAAUGCACCACUACGAUGAAAUCGGGCAACGCCGAUGUGUACAUGAACGAAAUUCCUGGCGGACAGUACACGAACCUGCAGUUCCAGGCGUACUCGCUGGGAUUGGGAGAUUUCUUUGAGGACGUGAAAAAGGCAUACCGCGAGGCCAAUCUGUUGCUGGGUGACAUCAUAAAGGUUACACCCUCGUCAAAGGUCGUCGGUGACUUGGCCCAGUUUAUGGUGCAGAACCAUCUGACGGCCGAACAGGUGCUGGACCGUGCGGAGGAACUUUCCUUCCCCAAGUCAGUAGUGGAGUUCCUGCAGGGAGCGAUCGGUACACCGCAUGGUGGAUUCCCAGAACCAUUGCGAUCGCGUGUGCUGAAGGACAUGCCCCGCAUCGAGGGACGUCCCGGAGCGCAGCUUGCCCCGCUUGACUUCGAUGCACUCAAGAAAUCACUUCAGGAAUCUCAUCCAGACGUGCAGGACCGUGAUGUCAUGUCGGCCGCACUCUACCCUCAAGUUACGAACGAUUUCCUUAACUUCCGUGAUACGUUCGGUCCGGUGGACAAACUAAAUACGCGCGUCUUCCUGACCGGUCCGAAGGUGGGCGAAGAGUUUGAAGUUACCAUUGAGAAGGGUAAAACGCUCGGCUUUAAGACGCUAGCCAUGGCGGAGGAUCUUACCGCCAACGGUGAGCGUGAGGUGUUCUUCGAGCUCAACGGUCAGCUGCGUUCGGUGCUGAUUCGGGACAAGGAAGCGGUGAAGGAGCUGCACAUUCACCCCAAGGCAACGAAGGGCAACAAGAAUGAAGUCGGAGCACCGAUGCCAGGCUCCGUUAUUGAGAUUAAGGUGAAGGUCGGAGACCACGUCGAGAAGGGACAACCAUUGGUGGUACUGUCGGCAAUGAAGAUGGAAAUGGUGGUACAAUCACCCAGAGCCGGUGUGGUGAAAACACUGGACAUUAGCAACGGCAUGAAGCUGGAGGGAGAAGACUUAUUGCUGACCCUGGAAUGA